Messenger RNA from Trichoderma harzianum CBS 226.95, 1217 nucleotides. RefSeq lists its product as hypothetical. The transcript has a single exon. NCBI's taxonomy places the organism in Eukaryota, Fungi, Ascomycota, Sordariomycetes, Hypocreales, Hypocreaceae. The record is from RefSeq and is a predicted model, not a curated record. The coding region runs from base 11 to 1117 and encodes 368 amino acids.
CUUGCAUCGGAUGACUUCUCCCGACAACUACAUGCAUACAAACGAGACCAAUGUCUUCAACAUGUACUGGUUUGGCACUCCGACCUUUGACCCCUUACCGCUGGGAACGCGCCUUCAGAAACUGUUCCGAGAAAUGUCUGCCUUCUUCCGCGACAAGGGGAACAGCUAUCGCAUCUUCCUGCGGCAUAACCCAUUCCGGGGCUCAUUGACUGGGACUGCACUCCGACGAUCCUUCAUGUACGGCUACGAUGAAUCGGAGCGAGACUGUCCUCCGAGCCUGCAGGAUCGCGAGGCUGUGCUGGCACACGAGAUGGUUCACAACUGGGUGCUGCUCACCCGGGAGAGCGUGGCCGAUAAUUGGUAUCAUGAAGGGCUUGCCGAGUACUAUCAAGUUCUCCUCCGCUUCCGCUUUGGCCUCCUGUCGGCACGGGAGUACUUGCAACAGGUCAACGAGAAGCUGGUUGCCUAUUAUACGAACCCUUUGGCUACCUGGUCGCUAGAGCGAGUCCAGAAGGUGACCUGGAACAUGACGGAUGCACAGCGCAUGCCGUAUAUGCGGGGGUUCGCUUUUGCGCUCCAGGUCAAUGACGUCCUUCGCACUGCUGGACAUUCCAUCGACGAUCUGGUCGGGCCUCUUGCAGACAGACUGCAAGGCGGAGAGAGUGUUGGAGUGGAGGACUACCUGCAACGUCUCUCACAGUUGCUUGGCGGCGACGAAACUAGAGCAGAUUCGCUCGUGACGGAGAUGAAAGAGGGUACGUUGGUGGUUCCGGGAGUUCACAGCCUAGAACAGCUCCCCUGGCAAGUUAGACUUGUUCAACGAAAAUUGGAAAAAUUCGAGCUUGGAUUUGAUGAAAGCUCGUUGCUCCAAGGACCACGCAUCGUGAAGGGUUUGAUUCAAGGCUCCCGAGCACAACUGGCCGGGAUACAGGACGGAGACCGUAUUGAGCUGGAGUGUGGAUCAACACAUUUGACAGUUCGAUCGCAAUUCAGCGCGACAUUGAAGCUCAGGGUAUUUCGAGAGGGCAACGCGCCGUUUGUAGUCGAGUUUUGGCCUAGGUCACAGGAUAAAGUCGAGGCGUAUCAGUACGAAGUGGUUCAGAAUGAGGAGUUAUGAAGAAUGCUGACAUAGAAGGUAAGAAUAAGAAAUAAAUAAUUUAUUUAUGUAAGUAUGUAUGUUGUAGUAUUGAAUUUGAAACAUACAAGCAUGUAUAUGG